UUAUGCCCGAACCAGUCGUCUCAGUCAGUAGUGGCGCUAAUCAUGCCGCAAACCUCACCACAUCGGCGAAAAGUCUUCUGGACUUUGAACAGAAACUUGACAUCAGUUUACUCGAUUCGGUCAUCGACUGUAUGUACCAGGGUGAAUUACAGCAACAGAAAGCGGCUCAAGAAAUCUUAACGACCCUCAAGGAGCAUCCUGAUGCUUGGACAAGGGUAGAUACAAUUUUGGAGUUUUCUCAGAAUCUGCAGACCAAAUACUACGCCUUACAGAUACUCGAAAACGUGAUUAAAUGCAGAUGGAAAGCACUCCCUCGACAACAGUGCGAAGGGAUCCAAAAGUAUAUUGUUGGCUUGAUCAUAAAACACUCAUCAACAGCAGAGAGCUUAGAAAAAGAGAGAGUGUACAUUGGAAAGUUGAACAUGAUUUUGGUCCAGAUUCUGAAAUACGAAUGGCCGAAGAACUGGCCAUCUUUCAUAUCUGAUAUUGUGAUGUCUAGUCGGACAAAUGAGUAUCUCUGUCAAAACAAUAUGGUCAUUUUGAAGCUUCUUAGCGAAGAGGUUUUUGACUUUAGCAUAGGAGCGAUGACACAAAUGAAAGCCAAACACCUCAAAGACAGCAUGUGCGCUGAAUUUGGACAAAUAUUCCAGCUCUGCCAGUUUGUUCUAGAAAAUUCCAGUACGGUGUCUCUGAUCGAUGCUACUUUAAAUACAUUGCUAAAAUUUUUGAAUUGGAUACCAUUGGGAUACAUUUUUGAGACGAACUUAAUCUCGACCCUAAUUUACAAGUAUUUCCUAGUGCCAGAGUUCAGAAAUGUCACGCUGAAGUGUCUCACUGAGAUAGCAGGAAUUAACGUGAAGGAGCAAUACGACCAGCAAUUCAUUGCGCUUUUCAACCUAACGGUUUCGCAACUGAAAGAAAUCCUGCCGCCCUCGAUCAACCUGAAAGAAGGCUAUGCGAAGGGAAAGGACGAAGAACAGCAGUUCAUUCAGAACCUUAGUUUGUUCCUCAGUACCUUCCUGAAAGAACAUGGACAGCUUGUUGAGAAAAAAGAUAAAUGCAAAGAACACUUGUCGGCGGCUUUGAAAUAUUUAGUCGAGUGCUCGACAGUCGAUGAUACGGAGAUUUUCAAAAUUUGUCUGGAGUAUUGGUUCUCGCUGACGUGCGAACUGUACCGAGAGAAUCCCUUUCCAACUGGAGCCAGUCCGGUUUUCGCUAUGGGAGACUACCACCCAAUGAGAAGGAAUUUCUACUCGGAUAUUUUGACCGCUGUGCGGUAUAUCAUGAUCAGCAAGAUGGCCAAACCAGAAGAGGUUUUAGUGGUAGAGAACGAUCAAGGGGAGCUUGUCAGAGAGUUCAUGAAGGACACGGACUCGAUUAACCUUUACAAGUCGAUGCGAGAGACUCUCGUAUACUUGACCCACUUGGAUGUGAUGGACACUGAGCGAAUACUGACGGAGAAGUUGGGCAAACAGGUGGACGGUACUGAGUGGAGCUGGAAGAACCUGAACACUCUCUGCUGGGCUAUUGGGUCCAUCAGUGGCGCCAUGCACGAGGAGGAUGAGAAGCGUUUCCUCGUCAUCGUCAUCAAAGAUCUUCUUGGUCUGUGUGAGCAGAAGCGAGGCAAAGACAACAAGGCGGUCGUGGCCACGAAUAUCAUGUACAUAGUGGGCCAAUACCCUAGAUUCCUGAGAGCCCACUGGAAGUUCCUGCGCACAGUCGUUAACAAACUGUUUGAGUUCAUGCACGAGACUCACGAGGGAGUGCAGGACAUGGCAUGCGACACACUCAUCAAAAUCGCUCACAAGUGUAGACGACAUUUUGUCCAG
Symsagittifera roscoffensis is the source of this 1829-nucleotide messenger RNA. RefSeq names its product exportin-1-like. The annotation marks the transcript as partial. Gene Ontology annotation, biological process: protein export from nucleus; ribosomal small subunit export from nucleus; ribosomal large subunit export from nucleus. Gene Ontology annotation, molecular function: small GTPase binding; nuclear export signal receptor activity. The transcript has 5 exons. Gene Ontology annotation, cellular component: nucleus; cytoplasm. The record is from RefSeq and is a predicted model, not a curated record. Lineage: Eukaryota; Metazoa; Xenacoelomorpha; Acoela; Convolutidae.